Akanthomyces muscarius is the source of this 2340-nucleotide messenger RNA. RefSeq lists its product as uncharacterized. The record is from RefSeq and is a predicted model, not a curated record. The coding region runs from base 1 to 2340 and encodes 779 amino acids. The transcript is spliced from 3 exons. Gene Ontology annotation, cellular component: fungal-type vacuole membrane; vacuolar transporter chaperone complex. Lineage: Eukaryota; Fungi; Ascomycota; Sordariomycetes; Hypocreales; Cordycipitaceae.
AUGCGCUUCGGCAAGACUCUGCGGGAGUCCAUCAACGGGCCAUGGAAGGACAAGUACAUCGAUUACAACAAGCUCAAAACCCUCCUCCGCGAAGACAAAUUUGACGACGACAACGAAAUCUGGACUGAAGAGGAUGAGAACCGCUUCUGCGAGGAGAUUUUCAACGUCGAGCUGGACAAGGUUGCCAAGUUCCAGGAAGAGCAGGUAUCUCUCCUCAAGGACCGUGCCGAUGCCGCCUUUGCCAAGCUCAAAAAGCUUGCGCCGCCCGCGCCCGCGGACGACUCCGCGCACCCAGUCGUCAACGAUACCACUAAGGCCAGCUUUGAAGAGCUCGAGACCGAGCUCGACAGCAUCAUGGAUCAGGUCAAGGAGCUCAAAAAGUACAGCUCCAUAAACUACACCGGUUUCCUCAAGAUUGUCAAGAAACACGACCGCAAGCGCGGUGACCGAUACAAGGUCCGCCCCAUGAUGCAACACAGUCUUGCCCAGCGUCCCUUCAACUCUGAGCAGGGCUACUCGGCUCUCCUCAACAAGCUCUCAAUCAUGUACUACGCCAUCCGCCAACAGCUCGAAGAUGACCCUGCACUGCCCAUUGACCUCGAAACCCAAGGCGAGACUCUCAAUGGCGAGCGCUACACAGCUCACAAAUUUUGGAUUCAUCCCGACAACCUACUCGAAGUCCGCACCCUCAUCCUCCGCCAUCUCCCCGCCCUCGUCUACAGCCAGCAGACCUCCAAGGAGUUUGACGGCAGCGAAUCGCCCACAGUGACCUCUCUUUACUUCGACAACAAGUCGUUCGAGCUUUACAACAAAAAGGUCGACAGGAGCAGCAAGGGUGCCGAGUCGCUGCGUCUGCGCUGGUACGGUCAACUCAGUUCAAAGCCUGACAUUUUCGUCGAGCAAAAGGUCGCCGACGGCACAGGCGAGAGCCACGAGUCAAAGUUCACCAUUAAGGACAAAUAUGUCACCCCUUUUCUCGCGGGCGAGUACUCUAUGGAAAAGACCACCGCUAAGAUGGAGCGCCAAGGCCAGUCUGCCGAGACUGUUGCCGAGUACAAGAAACUUGUCGACAACAUUCAGAGCUUUCAGCAGAAACAGAAGCUGGCGCCAGUCAUUCGCGCCAACUACCUACGUACCGCCUUUCAGAAACCCGCCGAUGAUCGCAUCCGAAUUUCCAUCGACACAGAUCUCGCUUUUAUCCGCGAAGACACCCUCGACGCUGAGCGUCCCUGCCGCAACCCUAGCGAUUGGCAUCGCACCGACAUUGACGAUAGCAACAUGACAUAUCCCUUCCGCAACAUCAACCAAAGCGAAGUCUCCAAAUUCCCCUUCGCAGUCCUCGAGAUUAAGCUCCGUGAGCACGCCAACCGCAAACGUCCGGUCUGGGUUGAGGACCUGCUGUCCUCUCACCUCAUCCACCCGGUGCCGCGCUUCUCUAAGUUUGUCCACGGCGUGGCCUCUCUCUUUGAAGACCACGUCAAUGCUCUGCCCUUCUGGCUUAGCGAUCUGGAGACGGACAUCCGCAAGGACCCCCAACUUGCAUUUGAAGCCGAGGAGCAGCGCCGAGCCCAGCGUGCCGACGAUGCUAUGGCCGUUGGAAGCCUCAUUGGUACCCUCCCGUCCUCCUACAAGGCCGCCAAGAGUUCGUCCGUCGGAAAAUCGUACCUCGCCGAUCGUAUGGCCGCCGAGUCCCGCGACCAGCAGGCCAAGUCGCUUACACACCGAAGCAGCGUUGUCCCAGCCCAGCCCGAGGAAGAGGGCGAAGGCAGCGGCUCCUCCUCAACCCAUCAAAAUGGCCAAAGCAAGGGCGGUUACGGCACACUCUCCUCUGUUCUCCCUGCCCUCUCCCUCUCCAAGUAUGCCAAGGCUAAGCGUGCGCAGCGCUUCCAGCAGCUGCCGGAGGGCGUUGUCGAGCCGACCGAGUGGAUCAAAAAUGCUGGCGAGCUCAAGGUCGAGCCGAAAGUGUGGCUGGCCAACGAGCGUACGUUUUUGAAGUGGCAGCACAUUUGCAUCUUGCAGGGUGCUCUGGCCCUCGCUCUCUACACGGCGGCCGGCGAAAACACCACCGCUGCCGUAUUUGGUGUCGUGUACACGGGCAUCGCCGUUUUUGCCGGAGCCUGGGGCUAUGCCAUGUUACGCGUGCGGCGUAGCAUGAUUAUUGAACGCAGCGGGAAAGACUUUGAUAACAUGGUUGGGCCGAUUAUCAUCAGCGUCGCGCUAAUUGUGGCUCUACUUGCCAACUUCAUCAUCCAGUACCGCAAGGCAUUUGAUAAGAUGCGCAAUCACCACCCCGAUGCUGGCGUGCCAGAAUAUCACAUGAUCUACGAUGAGCUCCGAUGA